Molecule: messenger RNA, 1367 nt
Organism: Populus trichocarpa (black cottonwood)
Lineage: Eukaryota; Viridiplantae; Streptophyta; Magnoliopsida; Malpighiales; Salicaceae
Exons: 2
Coding region: 311-1084 (257 amino acids)
Source: RefSeq, a predicted model, not a curated record
AUUUAUUUAUUUAUUACAAUUAAUAAUUCAUGUGUGUUUUUUUAAUAUAUUUUUAUGUACUUCGCAUUUAGUGAAAUCAAUUCAUGUAUGAUUCUUUGUUUUAUUCAACGAGUGGUUUAAUGAUUUCGCACUCUGCAUCCCUAAUUCCACCCCCGCUUCCCCCUUUCUUUUCCCGAGGAUAACAUCUCCGAAAAAGGCAUACAUGCCAGGUGUCUGGUGAUCACAAGAUGAAUAUCAUGUGUUAGCAUACUCUCAAAUACACUCAUACACACUCGCUCUCUUAAUUCAUAAACAAUAUCUUUGUCGUUGAAUGGGUAGACCACAUAUGGGAUUAAUUACCAAGAUUAAACAUUCCAGUCAUAGCGAACAUUUUCUCUUGUUGAAGUAUCCACGAGAGCCUUAUGAAUGUAACGGAUGCAGAGUACUGGGGCUUGGCCCAUGCUACGAAUGCGAGCACGAAGACUGCAGCUUCUAUCUUCACGAGGAAUGCGCAAAUGCUACUCCAUCUGCCUUACAUUCAUUUAAUUCGAAGUGCAGCUUGAGAUUUCACUCCAGAGCCCCGCAACGGGGUAGAAGAUUCUGUGAUGCUUGUGGACAAGAUGUAUUAGGGUUCGUGUACCAGUGCAAAUAUAAGAAGCCACACGAUUACCAUCCCAGCUGUUUAAAGCUCCAGCAUACCUUAACAGCUGGUGAUGGCACGAGGUUACACCUGAGGAAGAAGCUGCCAUCGAAAUGCUUAAACUGUGGAAGUAGGAAAACUUCGAACAAAAUCGAAGGCUGGUCCUAUGUUUCUUCCUGUGGUCACUAUUGUUACCAUGUAGCAUGUGUGAAGGACAUGAUCUUGAAGAAGUGGAAGGAGGGUUAUUUCCUUCAAGAUGGAAACGUGAAUGAGACGGAUAAUUACCUAACACUUCAAAGUGCCAUCCCAAGUAGAGAACUAGAACUCCCAAGUAGGAAAAGUUCAAGCAAGGCCAGGAAUAUAUGGAGAAAGGCAAAGAAAGCUAUUAUGCUUAUUAUUUCUGCUUUGUUUGGAGAUCCUACGACUCUGAUUUCAGUGCUUGUUCAACAGUUGCUCUCCGAUUAAAGCGUAAUACUGGCCUUAUCGAUGAUUUUUCUUUGAAAUGAAUUGCGUGUGUAAGCCUGCCUCCCAACUCUCCAACUCGUGGCUCACGAGUCAGUACUUGCGUUAUAUGUAAGCUAAUUAAGGCACGGCUUCCCUGUGAUUGAUAUUUAUCUCUGUAUUUCUUUGUUGAUUAUAUGUUAGGUCCAUGUACAUGUCCAUGUCCACGGGAAUGUUAAGCAUCAUCGUUACAUUAUCAACCCAAAAAAAAAAAAAAGGUUUCCUAUAUAUAUUUCAAUUACGACGA